This is a messenger RNA of Stylophora pistillata, 1161 nucleotides long. Its product is annotated as melanocortin receptor 5-like. Gene Ontology annotation, molecular function: G protein-coupled receptor activity. Gene Ontology annotation, biological process: G protein-coupled receptor signaling pathway. The record is from RefSeq and is a predicted model, not a curated record. NCBI's taxonomy places the organism in Eukaryota, Metazoa, Cnidaria, Anthozoa, Scleractinia, Pocilloporidae. Gene Ontology annotation, cellular component: membrane.
AUGAACAAAUUUCAUUUGCAGGAGGAAAUGUCCAACGUCACUGAAAAUGGACCCAAAAUAGAAACUGGGGCCCUUUAUUGCGAAAAUGUGCUUGGAUCACAUCAUAGCAUAUUUCUCGCGACAUUAAACUUCAUUCUUUCCAUCACAGCAUCUCUGGGAAAUGUCGUGAUUCUCAUUGCCCUUCAAAAGAGGUCCUCUCUUCAUCCGCCAUCAAAGCUAAUGUUUCGUUGUCUUGCCAUCACUGAUCUCUGCGUUGGCCUUAUCACUCAGCCAAUGUUUGCCGCUGAAUUGAUUGUUGAAGUAAGCGAACUGCGAAAAAUUUGCAACUACAUUGGAACAGUGGUAGGCAUUUCAGGCAUGGUUUUCAGUGGAGUUUCGUUGAUGACAUUGACUGCAAUAAGUGUGGACAGACUUCUUGCUAUAUCCCUCAGCGUGCGAUACAGACAGGUUGUUAAGCUGAGACGAGUUGGUGGAAUCUUGGGCCUUUUUUGGCUUCUUUGUGCAAGCGUCCGUCUGAUGAUGCAACUUACGGGCCUUCGCUUUUUUUCAGACUUAACAUCAGCAAUAAUCUUGCUAUGCUUGAUCAUCUCAGUCUACUGCUACACGAGGAUCUAUCGUCGCCUUCGAAUCCAUCAGACCCGAACAGAAAAUAAUGAUAUUGACGUCGGACAACGAAACAGGGAAGGAAUUCCAACAUGGAACAUAGAAAAAUACCAAAAAACUGUUUCAGCAGCAAUGUGGAUCCAAAUAACGUUAGUUUUAUGUUUUCUUCCAUUUGCGUUGUUAUCUUUCGAAGCUCUUUUCCCAUAUAGUGCCGUAUCUCAUGUUAUUGUUAUAAGAUAUACAGGGUCUCUUGCGCUCUUAAAUUCAAGUUUGAACCCGUUCCUCUACUGCUGGAAGAUGACAGAAAUGAGACAAGCGGUGAAGGACAUAGUCAAUAAGUAUCGUUGUCAUUGUAAGUCUGUUUAAGCGAGCUUAAAACGAUAUUCACAGGAAUUAAAUAGCCAUUUCCAAAGACUCAGAUAUAAGAACAUAAUUCAAGUUCUUAAUCUUUACUAAACAAGUAAAGGAACUUUUCCUGAUAAAAAAGUCUCAAUAGCAAUACUACGGUAGUAGUCUACGGGGCAUUAUGGGUAGGCCUUUGUAGAUUGUUCUUGUAAA